AUGGGGACGCCAUGUCGUUCAGGAAAUGAUUGUGCGGUGAUCAAUACACAGCGAGACAUCCGACAGUUCACAGAGCAGGCUCGAAAGGCGGCGAGCGAGGCUGGAGAUGCCGUGCGAAUGAGUCAAGCUACCUCUGUGGCUCGCGAGGCAGCGACGCGGGUCUUGGAAGAGCUAUCCAAGUCAGAAUCUCAGGUUGCAAUAGCAUCAGUUGCAAAGUCUAGUGCACAGGCUGCCGCAAACACCGCUCAUGCUUUGGAGAAAGGAGGUGAGGUUGGUGAGGUCGAUGGUGCAAACACUCUCCAUCUGCAUCACCACGGCGAAUCACGGGUGGUAGCUAUGGCAUUGGCUGCCGUGCACGCUGCAGACGAAGCGACCGCAGCGGGCGUGGCAGCAGCGGCAGCGCGCACGGCAGCCCGGUCACACGAGGGCGCAGAGAGCGUUGAUGUGAGCAGAGCCAAGAGCUCCGGUGAGGUGAGACUAAUCGCGCGUAUGGCUAGAGAGGCAGAAAGUGCGCUGGCAUUGGCAGCGGAGGACGAACGGCUCCACAAAUAUGAGGCGGUGCUCGCUGAAGCCCAAGCUUCAAGCCAAAGAAUUCAGGCGCAGACUCGAUUGGCUCAUCACGCAGCGUACGAGGCACGACACACGGCACGACGCAUCGCGAUUGCUGCGGAUGAUGCACGAGCGCGGCUCGCAGUCGCCGCCGACACAGCCAUGAACGCGGCCGUUAAUGCUGCGAGCGAAGCGCGCGAGGCGAGGCGGCUGGCUGCGACCACAGCGGAGAUCGCGCGUGCUGCAAUAUCCAGAAGUGGUAUCUGUAGCGCCCAAAUGCGCAAUUUUUCGCAGUCUGGCUCUCAAUGUGCAGAGAAGAGGCCUAGCCCGCCUGCGGGGAGAGGUAGGGGGCAAGGACUCGACAGUUUAGACAAAGAAGAAUGGAAUGAGCUCGGUUUUUUUGCAUCACGUUUCAACGCGGAGACAAUUUACACAGAGCACGUUCAGAUCAUGUCACAUUUGCACUUUAAUCAUCUAGCAGCAUUCAACCCAUCGCUGGUCCGCAUACCCAAGAAAAUAAUCAAAGAUUUGCGGUCUAAAUACCCAACGGCUCGAUAUGUUGCGUCAAUUCGGCAUUCAUGGGGACAGUGUCAACGUUUUGAGACACUUUACAAGCUGGCGGCCUACAUUGUCUAUGGGAAAUUUAAAUCGACUGCGGAGGCACCCGGUCGCCACUCCUCCAUAGUGUUCGCAGAGGAAGUUGACCGCCCAAAUGAUGUCGGGUGGCUUGCUGAGGAUGUUCGUCUCCUCCUUUACGACAACCGGAUUCUCGCAACAGCAGUUCUAUCAUCGGAGACGGGGAAGUACUUCCUGCAUGAUUUCAAGCAGCGAUUCGUCGUACAAGAGGUCAUUCCAGAGAUCCAAAGCGAGAUAUUCACGUACUGGACGGCACGCUUCAAUUUCUCACCUUCCUCGGCCUGCAGGCAGAGAUGCAGUCUCAAUUGCUACCGCUGCCUGAACUUCCCACCACGUUACCUCUCCUCGGACACUUCGGGAAGUGGCUCCACAACAACGUUUCUUGUCGUUGGGCAUGAGCACGAGCACGAACAACGCGAAAAAAUAUUUAAGACCACAAGUUGGCAUACGUAUCUUCAUUACUUCAUGCUUUUCAAUAACACGAAGCCCCACGAUCUCAUCGCUAGAUCUCCUCCCUUCUGCUUUGCCGAGUCGCCCAAUGGUAAAUGCGACCUUAUCCAAUUUGUGUCCUCGCUGACCUGGGCUACAAGUGAGGAGCCACAUCACGCCCAUCGCGACGUCAUCGUUGGAUAUGGCAUCAAUGAUUGCGAGGGCGCACUCGUGAAACUGCCGCUUCGUAAAAUUCUUGAAUUCACUGUUGGUUGCGGCCUUGACUGGCGUCUCGAAGCGGCUACAAACUAUUUGUCUCACUCUUUCCAGCUGCAGACGCAAAUCCAACUUGGCGAUGUUGCCGCUCAGGGCGAGCUCAAGAUCCCGAUUGGCUGUAUCUACCCUACUAUACUAACUCCCGGCCCUGGCGGGCCUGUGGGGGAAGCCGCCGAUGUAGGCCGCGUAGUUCUUUGGGGGUGCACUAGGCCACGUCCGACUAAAAUUUUGCGCGUCCCUCAUGUAGAUUCACGCCGGCGGCCGACCCCCAAUGCCAAUCUACCCCUCAGAGUAGAGAUCGAGCUCCCAAGUUCACUUUCCCUUGGCUCAGCAGCCCCGAAAAGAAUCUCCUAG
Aureococcus anophagefferens is the source of this 2244-nucleotide messenger RNA. RefSeq lists its product as hypothetical. The transcript is spliced from 6 exons. Lineage: Eukaryota; Pelagophyceae; Pelagomonadales; Pelagomonadaceae. Bases 1 to 2244 code for a protein of 747 amino acids. The record is from RefSeq and is a predicted model, not a curated record.